Messenger RNA from Paramecium pentaurelia, 1693 nucleotides. Lineage: Eukaryota; Ciliophora; Oligohymenophorea; Peniculida; Parameciidae. The record is from the annotation of a GenBank genome assembly.
AUGAACAAUAUUGAAAUAUUACAGAAACUUUUAAUUGAAGAAAUCAUAAAUAAACAAUAUAGUCAAGAAGAAUUUGAAUAAUAUGUGUAAACUUAAGUACCAGAUAAAGGUAUAAUUAAUAAUUUGACAAUAGAUGAUCUAUCAUCAUGGAAUUAUGAUGAUUUAAAAAAAUGUAUUGACAACUUUUAAUCAUUAAAGAAGAAUUCAAAAUUAGAUUAAAAUUAAGAAAAGGAAAUUUAUGGAUUCUAAAACAUUGAUGAAAAAUUAUACUCAGUAAUUGUUUCAAAUUAACAUAAAAUCUAUAUUGUAUAAUUCUUAAACUAUUAAGGAUAAUAUCUCUUUAGAUCCCUAUGAAAAAGUUAUAAAAUGUUAAUAAGAAAAGUAUCUAAUAGAAAAUGAUGUUGAAUUAUAAUUUUAAAUUUCUCAGUAAACAAAAAUGAUAAUUUAGUCCUUAAGAAGUAAGAGAUUCAGGAUUAUGGUCUUUUAUUACAUAAAAAAGCAUCGUCGUAUUUUAAAUAUAAACAUUUCCAAUGUAAUGGAAAGUUUCAAGAACAUUAUAAUAAUUUGCUGAAUUAAGAAAUAUUAUUUGUAGAUAUUUUCCUGAAAAAAUUGUAAAAAAUACAUUUAUUAUAUCAGAUUCCUAUAUUUCCUUAUGGAGGAUUAUAUAAAUUGGAGGAAAUGCUUCCAAUAAUGGAAGAGAUUAUUCUUUCAAUAAAAGUAAUUUUUUAUAAAAUUUAGAAUUUACUCUCAAUUUAUAAUAAAAUACCAAUCAUUAGAACAAUUUAGCCUUGUUUGUGGUUUGUUAAUGAAGUUAAUGAAUAAUUACUAUAAAAAAAACUUAAAGAUGAAUUAUAAAGAGAAAAGAGAUAUAAUUUACAAUCAAAGUAGACUAAAACUGGUGAAAUUGAGGUUUCUCUCACUUUUGAUGGAUACUAAAAAUUUUUAGAUUAAUCAUCUUAUCCAAAAAAUGCUAUUAAUCUCCUUAACUAAGUAAUAUGUAACAUGAAUGAAUUCUUUGCUUACUAAAAAAAAUCUUAAGAAUUUUUAGGAAAUGCUGCUUAAUGUUUAUUUGAACUCACUAAUACUUUACCAAAAUAUCCUGAAUAAAGUGGCCUUAUUGAAUACAUAAAUUUGGUUAAUGAUCAUUUUAAUUAAAUAAUCUAUGAGAUAGAUGAUACUUGUGCUUUACUUGAUAAUCAUUUAAAAUUAACAUUUGCAAAAUUAUUAGGAAGUCAUAAAUCUUAUAUUAGAUUAUUUUAAAAUGUUGAAGAAAUUAGAAAUAAGUUUGUCUAAGAUUAUAAUAUUUUAAAUAAAAAAAAAGAAGAUCUAAUUAGAAAUACUGAUUUGAAAGUAGUAGUUUAAAGAAUAAUUUAAUCAAACAAAUUUGAUCAAUCUGAAUUCGAUAAAUUAUCAUCAGACUUUGAUUAUUUAAAAAGCUUUCUUUAUGUCCCAGAAACUUAAUAAAUUUAAUAACUUUAGGAUCAAUUAGUUUAUAUGAUACAAUAAUUUUCUAAGGCUAUGGAUGAAUAAUUUAGAGCUGAUUUACUUAAAGUAAUUGCAAAUUUUGGUGGAUUUCUAUAUGCAAAAUAAAAACUAUGCUAAAAAUAUGUAAGUUUAUUUUUUAAUCAUUUAGACUGAAUAAUGGAAAGAAUUAGUAAAUAAAUAUGAAAUGGUAAAAAGUAAAUCAAACUGA